Molecule: messenger RNA, 909 nt
Organism: Penicillium cosmopolitanum
Lineage: Eukaryota; Fungi; Ascomycota; Eurotiomycetes; Eurotiales; Aspergillaceae
Exons: 2
Coding region: 1-909 (302 amino acids)
Source: RefSeq, a predicted model, not a curated record
AUGUCGAAUUUGAUGCACAAGGUCAAGGAUGCACUCACUGGCCACAAUGAGCACAAAGGGUCCUCCCAUGAUUCGUCUGACCAGAAUAUUGAACAUAACCGGGGCCAGUACAACUCGUCUGCCAUGGGCUCCGAGGCUCGUGAUACAUAUGGUACCAAUCCCCAAGAUAGCAGUAUUCAUAAUCCCAGAAUGAGUACGGACAACAAUAUGAACACCGGUAGAAGUGCCACUAGAAAUACCGAGGACUACGGCUCUGGUGGAUACAGUGCUGGUGGUUUCCCCGACUCUAAGAAGAGUGAUUUGAAAGACACAUUGGGCUCGAACACGAUGGGCACCACAGGAAACCAUGGAUCUGGUAGAUAUCAGACUGGCACUAGUGGUAUGGAUGCCAUGCGAGAUACUGCUAAUGCGUACGGCUCGAGCACCACGGGCACUACUGGUGCUACGGGUAGCCACGAUGCCAGUGGCUCUAAUACCGAAGCUUAUCGUGAUUACACGAGAGAUACGAGCGGGCUUGCCUCAUCUGAUAGACCUUCUGGGGGCUAUGAUUCGGGCAUGGGUACUGGGAACUCCAAACCCGAUGCCACAACUUAUAACUCUAGCUACGCUGGAGGGUAUGGCUCUAGCGAACUGAAUACCGGUCAAAUGCCAGUGGAUGCCUCCACCUCAGGGUAUGGAGCUUCCGGUAUGGGUGAUAGGACCAAUGACACCAACCUCGGCGGUAGCCACGGCUACAACACUCGCAGCAAUGCCGGAUCCAAUAUGGCUAACCAGAUGGAGUCUCGCGGCGAAUCUGAGCUCAACAACCGUACCGACCAGCAGGGAUUCGGUGGCACUGCCGCCGCCGGGGUAGCAGCUCUAACACCCAGAGAAGAAGAUCUUCCGGACCACACAGCUCUAAUCUUCUGA